UAAUUGACUUCUCUAUUCUAUUCUUUUUUUAUUGGUUUUACUAUCUGUAGGUGGUUUCAUAAUCAUUGAAGUAUGGGAUUUGGAAAAAUCAAAACAGGCUUAAUAAUUUAAGUAUUUAUUAAACGGUAGAAACUUUUUAAGUUACAUUGUUAGAUUUGCAACGAUUAUCAGCAAUGGCUGCUUUAAUAAAACUUCGUCACAUGCCCGUUGUGCAGAGAUCUGUUUGGAAUUACUUUUCGAAAGCUAGUCGCAAUAUUUCGACUUCAAAGAAGAAUAGUGAUACGGCUACUACAGCAUGCGAAACAAAUAAAACAGAAGAUAAAAAUUGGGUCAGUUACGGAUUUGAUUAUGAAAGCAAAGAAGAAGAUACGAAUGCCCACCACGCGUCUUUCUUCUUCUCAGUGACUUUAUGCCUUGUUUUCGGAGGAUUCUCCUGGGCGUACGCCCCUGACGUACACAUGAGAGAUUGGGCUCAAAGAGAAGCUUAUUUAGAACUGCAUCGUCGUGAAAAAGCAGGACAACCUCCAAUAGAUCCUAAUUAUGUAAAUCCCAGUACAGUAACACUACCUUCCGAAGAUGAACUGUGUGAUGUUGAAAUUAUCAUUUAAUUUGAAAAGUGAUUUUUGGAGUUUUCAAAUGUAGAUAAAUGUUAUGUAAUUGCUUAGUAAAUCAAAUAUUUGUUUA
This is a messenger RNA of Melitaea cinxia (Glanville fritillary), 684 nucleotides long. RefSeq names its product NADH dehydrogenase [ubiquinone] 1 beta subcomplex subunit 11, mitochondrial (gene NP15.6). Bases 174 to 608 code for a protein of 144 amino acids. The transcript has a single exon. The record is from RefSeq and is a predicted model, not a curated record. NCBI's taxonomy places the organism in Eukaryota, Metazoa, Arthropoda, Insecta, Lepidoptera, Nymphalidae.